Plutella xylostella (diamondback moth) is the source of this 1427-nucleotide messenger RNA. Its product is annotated as queuosine 5'-phosphate N-glycosylase/hydrolase. Lineage: Eukaryota; Metazoa; Arthropoda; Insecta; Lepidoptera; Plutellidae. The record is from RefSeq and is a predicted model, not a curated record.
UGUUUACAAAGCGCAAUACAGAAAGAAUAGAAAGAAUAGGUACAACAAUAACCACACACGGUAACAUGUCUUUUAUUCUUAUAAUAAAAUACCUAGUAACAGAGAAAAAAUAGUUGACACCGACAAGCAUGGUUCGCGAGGGCGUCCUGCCCCCCGCCGAGUCUGGGCAGUACAUCGCUGCUCACGCUAAACAUGUCCAGAUACAUGAAGAGGGUCUGGAUAAACUUGCUAAAGAGAUGCUAUCUUCAAUGAAGACAGGCAAGCUUGAAGUCCCAGACACUGGAGCAGACAUCAUCCAUCCAUCCCCGGAGCACCCUCGCGCUGCCGACUGGGUCUUCAUCACUGAUGCCCUCAACUUCUGUUUCUGGACUUACACCGGAGCCGAGAAGUGGACGGUGGAUGGACAUACAGGGUACUAUGCCCUAGAAGCUGCUCUGUAUAGAGCUAUUAAGGAAGGACAAGACAUUACGAAUCCAGCAUUUUACUCCAAAAUCACGGCUGAUGAACUAAAACACAUCUUUCGAGGGGAUAACAAAGUUGAAAUACCAUUAUUUGAAAAACGCCUUUCUGUCUUACACGAAAUCGGACCUAUACUGCUGCAAAAGUACAACGGAACUUUCGAGACUUGCAUAAAAGAAGCAGACAAAUCAGCUGUGAAGCUUCUAGAAAUUGUCAUCGAGCACUUUCCAUGCUUCAGAGAUGAAUCAGAGUAUAAUGGACAGGCAGUAUCAUUCUACAAAAGAGCCCAAAUUUUGGUAUCAGACUUGUGGUACUUCUUUGACCGCACUGGAUGGGGGGAGUUCAGGGAUAUUGACAAGAUGACGAUGUUUGCCGACUACAGGGUGCCGCAGGUGCUUGUGUACUUCGGAGUGCUGAGUUACACCGGCCAGCUGAUGGAGAAGUUGAAGAAAGAUGAGCUUCUCCCAAGUGGUUCAGACGAGGAAGUAGAGAUCAGAGGCUGUUCCAUACACGCCGUGGAGUUGCUCAAGAAGAGAAUAGAAGAGAAGAUCACGAGCAAAGCAGAAGAUAACUCAGAGAUCCCCAACUCCAGCCUGAUCGACUACUAUUUGUGGUGCUACAGGAGAAGGUAUAAGGAUGCCAUGGAGAGUAUACCUUUUCAUAAGACUUUCGGGAUAUUCUACUGAUUAAGUAGAAAAGGUAAGUUUUAUAAGUAAAUGUUAUACAACUAUUGUUUGUAACUUUUAAGUAAUACUUACUAUAUAUCCGGAUUAUGAAUGUUUAUACAUUAUGAUGUAGAAUUCGAGUAGGUACCUACAGUAUUUUUAUAUUCAUAAAUAUAUUUUUUACUGUACAACAGUAUAAUAUUUUUAAGAUACCUAUCGACAUCUAUAGAUGCAUAGGUAUAGGUAUAUUAUGUAUUGUUUAAUAAUAUAUUACUUAUGUGUUAAUACUUACUUACAUCUGAU